ACUUGGUGAAAAAUCAUGUCAAUCAUUUAUGAAAAAUAUUUGUAACAUUGUCGGUAUCGAUAUCAAAAAUCGUAGUAUUACAAAUCAUUCUGGAAGAUCAACUUCUAUAACUGCCUUAUUCAGAAAAGGGGUGCCUAUGGUAACAACAAUGGCAUUAACGGGUCACAAAAGUGAAGCCUCUUAUCAGGAAAAUUUGAGUUCUACGGCAUCUGAAUUAUCAAACAAAGUAUUAAACGAUACAGUCAAAAACUGGAAUUCUGUAACAAGACCUUUUCAUACACCAUUAAAAAAUGCUUCUGAAGAAGGAUCGGAUGGAACUGUGGUCAUUAAAAAUUAUUACAUAAACGCUGACAAUGUUACGAUUAAUUAA
Molecule: messenger RNA, 370 nt
Organism: Racocetra persica
Lineage: Eukaryota; Fungi; Glomeromycota; Glomeromycetes; Diversisporales; Gigasporaceae
Source: the annotation of a GenBank genome assembly